This is a messenger RNA of Staurois parvus, 1125 nucleotides long. The record is from the annotation of a GenBank genome assembly. NCBI's taxonomy places the organism in Eukaryota, Metazoa, Chordata, Amphibia, Anura, Ranidae.
AUGGCGGAGGGGGGCAGUACGGUGUCUGCCCUGGAGGCGGCCAUCAUCCAUGGACUCCGACAGCUGAGAACUCGGUACCUGCAGAGAGGGGGGAGGGCGGCGGCGGCGGCGGAGGAGGACAGCACCGGGGACCCGGACAGUUCUCUGAACAGGCUGCCGACCGACAUGCAGCUGUACAUCUUGUCAUUCCUCACCCCACAAGACCUAUGUAGGCUUGGAAUGACAAACCGUUACUGGAAUGAAAUGGUACAAGACCGCCUUCUAUGGAAAUACUUCCUGCUGCGAGACCUUCCCACCUGGUCCUCCAUUGACUGCCACAGCUUGCCCGAUGUUACUCUCCUCAACUCCUGCCUUUCUGAAUCCGAGCAGAUGGAUGCCAAUUUUAUGUCCAUCUACUUGAGGAGCUGCCCAAAGACCAGAAAAUCUAUACGGUCCAAGAACCCCAUUUAUGGAGCAGUGACAUCAUUCCUUCAAUCACUGGUCAUGCAAGGGGAGCCUCGGUUUGCCAUGUUUGGUCCUGGCCUCGAGCAGCUGGAUGAUUCCUUGGUCACACGAAUGAUGACAUCUCCAGAUCUGCUACCUGUGGUCAGCAUACUUCAAAGACAGAUUGAUGGCAUUGGCUCUGGUGUAACUUUUCAAUUAAAUAACCAACAUAAAUUUAACAUCUUAACCCUCUAUUCUACUACACGCAUGGAGCGUGACAGAGCGCGAGCAGAGCAGAGUGCAUCAGCCAAUAAGAUGUUCCUGGCAGACAAUCCACAGGACAGAAAUCCGAAAGUUCUCUACACUCUCAUUCCACAAGUGCAGGAAGUGUGCCGGGUGGUGGAAGGCUUCAUCUAUGUGGCAAACGCUGAAGCACAUACAAGACACAAUCGUGAUGAGGAAGUAGCUCAGAUCAUGACAAUGAUGGAUCCAAAUCUGGGACCUCUGAGGAGACCUUUGUUGGUUCUGGCUUGUGUCACCAACCCCGGGGACAAGAGGAUUCCCUGUGUCUACCUGGCCCAUGACUUGUGUUUGAGCAAUCUGAAUCGGCCGUGGAUGGUGCAGAAUACAGAAGCUUCUACUUUGUCUGGACUGUUGGAAGGCAUCGACUGGAUUCUCACUGAAGUUGGGAAGAAAUUAUAA